AUGAUUUUCUCUCGUGCUCUGAUUGUGGCCGCCUCGAUGGUCGGACUGGUCAGCAGCCAAACUUGGACUGCCGUCAACAUCAGUGCCAUCGACCCCGCACUACGAAGCAAAUGGUGCCUCGAUCAGACUUCGUCCUGUCCCCUCCUCUGCCUUCAAAUCAAUGCCACUAGCGAUCCAACACAGAACGACUGCGACUCUGAUUCUCUCUCUUACGAAUGUGUUUGCUCCAACGGCAUCUCUCCAAACUCUUCCGAAUACUCUCAGACCAUUCCCUACUACCUCUGCUCCCAGGCCAACAACGAGUGUGUUGAUCGAUGCGACAGCUCCAACUCAGCCUGUCAGUCUGCUUGUCGCUCUGAUCACCCUUGUGGAGCUCAGAAUCCUACGCGCCACAAUGUCACUACGACCGCCAGUGCCACAUCGAACCCUACCAACAAUGCUGCUACGAGCACGACUCUGGCCGCAUUCACAGGGGAGGCCACGAACAAGAACAAGAACGCGGCAGUCAGGGCCUCGUCCGUUGACAUAGGCCAUGUGUAUGGUCUGUGUGUUGUGGUGGGUGGCUUCAUUGCUGGAUUCGCAGUGUUGCUACCUACCGUGCCGUCGACGCAGGCGUUGCACGUGCACCACGACGACGCCAUGGACUCAACACUCCCAGAUGCUUUUGAUUCAUCUCAACCUGGUUUAUACGCAGGACAGGCCUCUAGUGCGGGGAUGGUUGAUCCAGAGGGUUCAAAUGGGAACAUGAUAGCAUCAGCGCCUUUUGUAAAGGUUGAUGAUCCACCGAAGUUUGAACUUGAGUCAUACAUUGCGAACUACAACGGACGGACCAAAUUCAAUCGCUUGUACCUCAUAGGCACUUGCUCCACGUAUCUCUCCACGGAAGCGCUCAAGGCCGCGGUUGCUGAAGCGAAGUCAGGAAAGGAUGUCGUCAGGUACCAACAGGCUGUCCGUGCACUGGCCGAAGUCUCUCCGAAUGAACCUGAAGCGAUCGAGGACACGAAAUGGGUGGACCAUAUGCAGAGAGUUGUGAAGUCUGAGACGGACCGGUUAGAGCACGAGCUGAGGGGCUAUAAGAACAAUCUGAUCAAGGAGAGCAUACGGAUGGGCAACGAAGAUCUCGGACUACACUACCAUCAGAUCGGCAACCUGGUGGCCGCUUCCAAGGCCUACUCCCGCAUGAGGGACUACUGCACAACACCCAGCCACAUCGCGUCUAUGUUGUUGAAGAUUAUCAAUGUGGCAAUCGAGCGGGGAGACUGGUUGAGCGUACAAUCCAAUGUGCACCGGCUGCGCAACCUCCAGUCGAAACCGGAGGAGCAGGCGAAGAAUCAGCCUAAGAUGUCAGCCGCCUUGGGUUUGUCCCAGCUGCACUCCGGAUCGUACUUGGAUGCUGCGAACAGUUUCUUGACCACUGAUCCAUCGCUUGGGGAUUCGUACAACGAAGUCGUGACAUCGAAUGACGUGGCGGUCUAUGGUGGGCUCUGUGCUCUGGCGUCCAUGGAUCGUAACGAGCUCCAGCGCCGCGUACUUGACAACAACUCGUUCCGCAAUUUCCUCGAACUAGAACCGCAUAUUCGCAGAGCGAUCUCCUUCUUCUGCAAUUCGAAGUUUCGACCCUGUCUGGAGAUUCUUGAGUCCUACAAAGCCGAUUAUCUACUUGACAUCCACCUUCAACGUCAUGUCAGCACCCUUUUCACCCGUAUCCGCACCAAGGCUAUCCAGCAAUACCUCGUUCCUUUUAGCCGCGUGACGCUCGAUUCCAUGUUGAAAAUCUUUGCUCCGGGGGUCGCUGGCGGCCAAGCGCAUCCGACCGACUUCAACUCCCCGUUCGUGCAAGAGUUGAUCAGCCUGAUCCAGGAUGGGACGCUGGAUGCUCGGAUUGACUUGGAGAAAGGCGUGCUUGUGUCCAAGCAGACUGAUCUACGGACAGACGUGCAGCGAGCAGCAUUGGAGAGCCUUGUCAACUUCAGAAAAGAGGCACAUCUCCGGCUGUUGCGGACUAACAUCCUUCGUGCGGGGCUAGAGGUGCGGGCACCCGGAGACGAGAGAAAGCUCAGGCCAGAGGAUCGAGGCGUUGGGAAGGGAUUGGCUGGGCUAGGGGGCAAGUACUCUCGGUGA
Messenger RNA from Aspergillus udagawae, 2121 nucleotides. RefSeq lists its product as uncharacterized. The transcript has 7 exons. Gene Ontology annotation, cellular component: COP9 signalosome. NCBI's taxonomy places the organism in Eukaryota, Fungi, Ascomycota, Eurotiomycetes, Eurotiales, Aspergillaceae. The record is from RefSeq and is a predicted model, not a curated record. The coding region runs from base 1 to 2121 and encodes 706 amino acids.